Messenger RNA from Limulus polyphemus (Atlantic horseshoe crab), 995 nucleotides. RefSeq names its product exostosin-1-like. The transcript has a single exon. Bases 91 to 993 code for a protein of 300 amino acids. Gene Ontology annotation, cellular component: Golgi apparatus. Lineage: Eukaryota; Metazoa; Arthropoda; Merostomata; Xiphosura; Limulidae. The record is from RefSeq and is a predicted model, not a curated record. Gene Ontology annotation, molecular function: glucuronosyltransferase activity; acetylglucosaminyltransferase activity.
GCUAGCGGCUGUAGUGUUGGAUAGGUGGUAGAAGUUGUUAGUUGAAAGUCGGUAAUAUGUGACACAACAAAGUAACGGUCUAUUUGUUCCAUGAAGGCUAAAAAGCGUUAUCUAUUAGUUUUAUUUAGCUGCGCCUUUCUCAUACUAUGUUAUUUCGGAGGGUAUCGGUUGUGGGAAAGCGGCGAGAGUAAAGUUAACGGAAUAACGCACAAGAAAGAUAGACUUGGCUAUUUGGAUAUCUUGGAGUCAUACAGGGAGAAAGACCUUGUCUAUUCCCCGCGUCUCAGCAGGAAAGAAAGGAGCCUGAGUACAGACUCAGUCACGUGCUAUAUGGACACAUGCUUUGAUUUUUCUAGAUGUGUGGGUGACUUUAAAGUUUAUGUUUAUCCCAUUCAGGACAGGAUAUCACCCGUUUACCAAAAUAUUUUAAAUGUUAUUCAAGAAUCCAGGUUCUAUACUGACGAUCCUAGUCAAGCUUGUUUAUUUAUACUUUCAUUGGACACGCUGGACAGAGACCAUCUUAGUCCGGACUAUGUGAAAAACAUGCAGAUAAAAUUGAGUCAACAAGCUAAAUAUUGGAACGAUGGUAAGAACCAUUUAAUAUUUAACCUUUACUCCGGUACGUGGCCUGACUAUGCCGAAGACUUGGGUUUCCAUGUAGGGCAAGCUUUGAUAGCAAAAGCAAGUUUUUCGUUGUCAAAAUUUAGGCCACAGUUUGAUAUAUCCAUUCCACUGUUCCCGAAAAACCACCCCAAGAAAGGUGGCGAACGUGGCACUUUAACUUCAAAUAAUUUUCCUGUGAGUAAAAGAUAUACAUUAGUGUUUAAAGGUAAACGCUAUGUGCACGGUAUUGGUUCCGAGACUAGGAAUUCCCUGUAUCACGUGCACAAUAAUAAAGACAUAAUCUUAGUGACGACGUGUCGACACGGAAAAUCAUGGAAACAGAUGAAGGACGAGCGCUGUGAGGCUGACAAUAAGGAGUUUGACAGGUGAGG